This is a messenger RNA of Culex pipiens pallens (northern house mosquito), 3261 nucleotides long. It is a transcript of the gene ogre, whose product is annotated as innexin inx1. Gene Ontology annotation, molecular function: gap junction channel activity. Lineage: Eukaryota; Metazoa; Arthropoda; Insecta; Diptera; Culicidae. The record is from RefSeq and is a predicted model, not a curated record. Gene Ontology annotation, cellular component: plasma membrane; gap junction. The transcript has 5 exons. Bases 128 to 976 code for a protein of 282 amino acids.
CAUAAAGAGAGAAACGGAACUUCCAAUUCCUAGGGAGUUGUUCACUGUUCUGGGUGAAUGAAAAGGAGGAGGAGGACGGAAUAAUAUACUCCCGGCGGCGUUUCUGAUCCGACAGAAGUUGUUAUCAAUGGAACUGGUUGGACGCGAAGUAGCCCAUCCAGGCGUUGCCAAUGAUUUCAAUGAUGAGGAUGCUAAAAAAUACUACACAUAUUACCAGUGGGUUUGCUUUGUUUUGUUCUUCCAGGCAGCGGCAUGUUAUUUACCAAAAUUCUUAUGGGAUGCCAUUGAGGGAGGUCUGAUGCGAACACUUGUAAUGGGUCUAAAUGUUGGAAUUUGUAGAGAAGAUGAAAAAUGUGCAAAGAAACAAGCUAUGAUAGGAUAUGUUUUAAAAAGAUUAAGGAGACAUAAAUUGUACGUGCUUCGAUACUUUGCCUGUGAAGCAUUGUGUUUAGUAAACAUAGUGAUUCAACUCUGGAUGAUGAAUCGAUUCUUCGAUGGUGAAUUCUUUUCUUAUGGUUGGAGAGUAAUGAAGUUUUCCGACACCCCACAAGAACAGCGUUUUGAUCCAAUGGUGUACGUCUUCCCUAGAGUAACGAAAUGUAUUUUUCAUAAAUUUGGUGCAUCUGGAAGUAUCCAAAAACACGAUUCUCUUUGCAUACUUCCAUUGAACAUAGUUAACGAGAAAACUUAUAUUUUCAUAUGGUUCUGGUUUAUAAUAUUGGCUGUAAUGCUUGUUGGGUUAGUAAUUUACAGGUUGAUGAUCAUUUUUAUGCCAUCUGUUCGAGUACAAUUGUUGAAAACAAUUAACAGAAGUGUUCCUCGAGAAGCAGCUCAAGGAAUUGCUCAGAAGACAGAUCUAGGGGAUUGGUGGGUUAUUUAUAUGCUAGGUGGCAAUUUAGAUCCUCCAAUUUUCAAAGACGUUGUAGCUGAACUCGCUAAGCAGAUUGAACCACCUAAAAGAAAUGGAAAACUUUGAUUUUUUUUCAAGCCGAUACUAGUUAUAGCAACAAGACAUAAAACUGCCAUUUUUCCAGCAACAUAUUUCAUAAAAGCACAAUGUAAACAAGCACUGCAUAGGGACGUAGCGUUACAUCGUGCUGCCAUCUGUUUUUUUUAAGUACAAGAGUGGAAAAGUGCUGAGUCAUCGUCUAAAAAUAGACGGCGUCCUAUCUCGAAUCCCUGAAGUCGAUAAAGUAGUCGGUUUCGAUGGAGAAACGGUGGAAAACGUGGUCUAAAAAUAGCGACGCCAUCACCCUACACAGUCAUUUACAGGGUCAGUUGAUGGGCAUAAUCUGGGUGCAGAAUAGUUGUCCGCAAAGCGGCCUCAAUUUAGAACUGUCAAAGCGGAACCAAUUUACUGUUCGCAUAAUUAUACCAAGAAGUGGCAAGUAUUGUGAUCGAUCUUAAAUUUAUUUAGUCAGGAAUAAAAAAAAAUCGAUGACUAUUGAGGUAUUCGAAGUCAAAACAUCUUAAUAAGAGGUUUGAAAUCGAGUUUGGCAUAAUUCGUCGCUAAAAUUUCAUAAUCGCUAUGUCUACAAAAUCUAUGUUUAUGACGCUUUUUUAAAUGUUAGCGACGAAUUAUCAAUAACUAUCAAUAGUACUUUCCAAAUAAUAUUGGAUACUCCGAUAUUAUCACUACACAUCAAAGAUACAUAAUCUCGGAACUUCCAUUCGGUUGCUCUUCUGAUUCACGAAAUUCCACCCACUUUUGACACAAUUUUUCAUCACGUGGAAAACAAAAAAGGCCUCUUUUGGCCGCCCAUCGUUUAGUCUACGAAGAAAAAAGUGCGAAGCACUUAAUUUUUCAUCGAAAACAUCAACAUCAACAGAUCCAAAAUGUUUUAUAAUAAUUCACUUCAGCAGCAAAAAAUAUGUCACGCUUGAGCUUGAACAUAGCCUUCUACUUUGUUUAUGUCACGGGGAUGCUUCGGCUGUCAUCUGCAUACAAUGUCACUGAAGCCUAAAAAGUACCAAAGUUUUGGUGUCUAGUGUCAAAAUUAUGGGAAGUAACAUGACGAAAAGGGCGCAAAAUCGAAAGGACGAAAAAAUUUUUUUUUCUUUAUUUUUGUUUCGCUAGUUAAAAUGAAAUUAAAUGUGUACCAUUAUCCGGGGCAAAUCGAGACACAUGGGGUGAAUUGAGAAGUGAUUUUAGCAAUGUUUUUGCACAAUAUUUGAAUAUUUUUUAUUUGUUUCAGUAGGAAUAAAACAACAAAAUUAGUUUCUAAAUUUGAACUUUUAUAUCUAAAAACAGCUGUUUAUAGAAGGCUUUCUUGUCGAAAAUUUAACAACACAUUCAAAUCAAGUUUGUACGGUUUGUUUUUAGCAAAAUACAUCGGUGUGUGCCUCAAUUCAACUCCACAAUAUGGUAGCAAAAACCGUGAUUGGGCUUUCAGUGUAUGAUGAUUUAAGUAUUAUCUAGCUUUAAACUUAAUGGUACGAUGAAUUGUUUCAGGUGGAAACUUUUGCUCGGAUAUCCCAUUUUUUGGAGAUGGAUUUAUCAAAUUCUAGUUCCUGAGCCAAUUUCAAAAUAACAUGUAUUAAAAUGUUUAUAUUUAUCCAUUUACACUCUUUACUAAACUAAAAUUUAAAGAAAUCACCGAUUCACAUUUAUUGGAAACUAGGUUCAUAUCCAACAAUACGCAAUGUCAACCGACAAGAGCAGAUUCUUAUUUUCUUUUUACUUUAAUUUUUAAAGAGUAGGCAUAAAUGGAUGAAAAUCAACUUUUUAGUUCUUACAAUGAGCUUCAGUUCGAAAUGUCGAAAAUUGCAAUUCUUUUAACCGAAAUGCUUAUAACUUCCGUUAGAUUUGAACAAUUGGGAUGCUUCAUAGUGCUCAUAUUUAGCCCAGAUGUUAGUUAUAUAAGUUCAAACAACCCCUGAAAUUCGGGCAGAUUGGUGAGCUCCACAAUGUCCCUAACAAUGUCCCUGUUCGUGGACUCGCUCUUAAGGUUUCCAAACAACAUGGAUGAGCUCACAUAUUGGUUUAACCGCCUCAAAUUGUAGAUUUAAAUUAACAUUAUGAUGAUCUGUAAGUUCAUUGGCCAAAUAAGAAUUUGCGGAAGACAUUUCAGAGGAUUUGAAAAAGACACCUGCUGGGAAGCUUUGCCUGAGACCUGAUGCUAAACGUAAAUUGUUGUUGGCGGCAUUUAUGGUUUAUUUUAAUGAAAAGAAUCAUUCUGAGCAGCUACAGGAUUAUCUUCAAAAAAAAAAUUUGGCUUAUAUUUUGAUUUGUGACCCUCUGAAAUGUUAUUCCCGAAACAG